GCGUGAAAGAGGUGUAAAUAAAAACUGUUUAGAAGACAGUGCGCGCGCCCCUCCUUUUGAGGAAGAUUGUCAUGUGACAACACAGAGGGAUCUCGAGGAGACACAGAAAAAGGGGGACAGACGCUCACAGACUUUAGCACACACACAGAGAAGUCCGGGUGAGUCAGACCAUGAGAGAAGACUUUGAGAUUUUGAUUCUGUGCUGAAGUUAUAGGCUAGCCUAUAAUGGACAGCAAUUCACAAACUCCUAAAACAAACGAAUGAAACGCACUGCAGAGGCCUAACUUGCUCAAAACUUUUUACAAGAAUGGAUAUUAAGUGAGUGUCAGCGGAGGCACCUGUAUGUAGCUAUUAAGAUGUCUGACUUUUCACUUCGAAUGAGUCUGCGAUUUUCAACAAACUCGGAGUGUUUUGAAGAUAUUCAUAACUGAACUCAAGGUAGCCUAAUUCACUCGGGAAAAUGCCUCGUCCUGGAAGAAACACGUACAGCGAUCAGAAGCCGCCGUAUUCGUAUAUUUCGCUCACCGCUAUGGCCAUUCAGAGCUGCCCGGAGAAGAUGCUCCCGCUCAGCGAAAUUUACAAGUUCAUCAUGGACAGAUUUCCUUAUUAUCGGGAAAACACACAGCGCUGGCAGAACUCUCUUCGCCACAACCUUUCCUUCAACGACUGCUUCAUCAAGAUCCCUCGGAGACCGGACCAGCCGGGUAAAGGCAGCUUCUGGGCUCUCCAUCCCAGCUGCGGGGACAUGUUUGAAAACGGGAGUUUCUUGAGGCGCCGGAAGAGAUUCAAAGUGAUGAUCACCUCCGAGCACCUGCAAAAACCCUCGGACGCUGCGCAUUACCUCCAGCAACAAGCGAAACUCAGAAUGACUGCUUUAGGGACACAUCUACCUCAGAUGACCAGCUACAACUUAAGUGUGUCUCAACCCUCCACUUUCAAACACCCCUUUGCCAUUGAAAACAUCAUUGCCAGAGAUUACAAAAUGCCAGGAAGCCUUGCUUUCUCCACCAUGCAGCCCAUGUCUACGGGUUAUCAGAUACACAAUCAACUGACCACGGCAUGGCCCCACAUGUAUAGCAGUAACGUGAUAGAUGCUGAGUAUACUGCUUAUGGAGUACCACUCAAAUCCCUGAGUCAUGGCGCGCAAAGUUUACCGGCGAUCCCUGUGCCAAUCAAACCCGCUCCAGCUUCGGUUGCGUCCAUCCCGGCGCUGCAUGCGCACCUUCCAGCGUUCCUCUCCCGCUCUCCACAGUCCCUCAGCCCGACGUCUCCCAGCCAGAGCAGCCCCGCCACACCGAGCCCGACCUCGCUGCUCCAUUCGGUCGCCGUGCACUGUCAAGAGGUCACUUAAAACUUUAAGAGGGACUUCAAACUUUCCUUACACAUCCACCCUGAUUCACUGGCACCGACCAUAAGGCAAGACAAAAAAAAACUGACAGUAUACAAACCAUCUUAUCCGAAACCUGUGAAAUGAUAGAAAGUGACUAUUUCAAAAUACAGUGGAAUUAAAUAUUCUGUUUACUUAUAGCUCAAUUUGUGUAUGACAUAUAUGUCAUGAAUUUAGGCUACCUCAUAUUAUCAAAGGUCAAGAAUCCUAUUGAAAAAUGCACAAUGAAAAUGAAAAUGUGAGAACAAGCGUAAAGAGUUUUGGACAAUAAAGUUCAUUAAGCAGAAUUACAAAGACGACCAUUCUCCAUGUAGAUAAUUUUACGUGUAACUUAAAAUUUUGGGCUAUUUUUAAACCAUUAAGUUUCAUCGAAAGACAGAAAAUGACUGAGAACCGCAUGUAUAAGCACAGAUGCUGCAGCGUU
This is a messenger RNA of Onychostoma macrolepis, 1811 nucleotides long. RefSeq names its product forkhead box B1b (gene foxb1b). Gene Ontology annotation, molecular function: RNA polymerase II cis-regulatory region sequence-specific DNA binding; DNA-binding transcription factor activity, RNA polymerase II-specific. NCBI's taxonomy places the organism in Eukaryota, Metazoa, Chordata, Actinopteri, Cypriniformes, Cyprinidae. Gene Ontology annotation, biological process: regulation of transcription by RNA polymerase II; cell differentiation; anatomical structure morphogenesis. The transcript has a single exon. The coding region runs from base 461 to 1351 and encodes 296 amino acids. The record is from RefSeq and is a predicted model, not a curated record.